GCACUCAUUCAUUUCAUCAACUUUCUUAGUCAUAUAUCUCCAUCACCUACUUCUUAGCUUCACUUCAAAUUCAUACAAGAUAAACUUUCUUACUCUUUUUUCUAAGUACACAUUGCCACCAAACUUCAAUUCUAAUGGAUUAACUUGGUUCAUUUUUAGAACCAACACCCCACAAACAUUAACUUUUUCAUGCUUCUUGUUUGAGUUCAACCAAUCAUCAUUGGUCUUAAUUGAGUUCAUCAUAUGUAACAAAACAAAGAGAUGGAUGAUACCAACUUCAAUAGUUGUAUGUAGUCGCUUUGAGCUUCAUUUAUCGGUGAUAGUAUUUGACACGGUUCAGGGAUAAUCUUGUAAACUGAACUGUCGUAUUUAAAUACAAGUUGUACUAUGUAGAUCCUAAGUUUGAUUAAUAGAAAGGUAUUGUAGCUGUACUACAGUCGGAGAGGUAUAGACACAAUUAGUCGAACUUUGUGAUCAAACAUCGUGUGUUACCUAUUUGUGUUUCUUUCAUAUCUUUUACUUUUGAACCGGGUUGUUGUAUAAUGGGAAAACAAGGGUCUCCAAGAAGUCCACAUCCUGAGUUUAAGGGUGCUGCUAGAGCAAUGUUAGGAAUGAAAGAUUACAAGAUAACAAGCAAUGAUCCUCCUUCUUGGAAGAGGAUGACCGGGGUCGAUUAUCGUUGGCAUUCCAAAACUUUGGUGUUACAUGGGCUGAAAAGUGAUUCUACAAAAUACAAUUCUAUUAAGGGGUUCUAUGUUGGGAAAAAGAACAUUAGAACUAUUGUUCUCAUGUUUGGAUUGUUAGGUUGUCUUUUCCUUCUUGAUUCUAUUUUCAUAUCCUUUUUUGAGUUUGAAAAUCUUCAACCAAGUACAGGCUUAAAUAAUUCAAGUGAACUUCAGGGUUCAGAUUCCUACAUCAGCAAGAAACGAUCGCCUAUAUAUAUGUAUGAUCGUCUUCUGAACUUGGCUUCCAGUGCUCUUGCAGAGAAAGAGUUCAAGCAAGAGUCAUCCAAAUUAUGGAUGGAACCAUAUAAGCAUGCAUCUUUAUGGAAACCUUGUGCACAAAGAAAAGUUCAAAGCAAUCCAGGGAAAUCGGCGAAAACUAAUGGCUACAUAUUAGUUAGUGCAAAUGGUGGUCUUAAUCAACAGCGAGUUGCUAUUUGUAAUGCUGUGGCUGUGGCUUCUGUCCUAAAUGCAACUCUAGUUAUUCCAAAAUUUCUUUACAGCAAUGUAUGGAAGGAUCCGAGCCAGUUUGGUGACAUAUAUCAGGAAGAGUAUUUCAUAAAUAUCCUUAAAGACGAUAUCAAUAUUGUGAAGGAACUUCCACCUGAUAUGAAAUCUAUGGAUGCAAAAGCAAUUGGAAGCCAGGUUACAGAUGCAGUUCUUGCAAAGGAGGCCACAAUUGCUGACUACGUUAAAAUUGUGCUUCCUCUUCUGUUGAAACAUAGAGUUGUUCACUUUCUCGGAUAUGGAAAUCGACUUGGUUUUGAUCCUAUGGCUUCUGAUAUUCAGAGGUUAAGAUGCAAAUGCAAUUUCCAUGCUUUGAAAUUUGUUCCAAAAAUUCAACAAGUCGCCUCUCUAUUGAUCAAAAGGAUCAGAAAACACAGUGCUUCAAAAAGCAUGUUAGACAGUCAGUUAGUGGGGAAGUUCAUCGACAACAAGUACAAUCACGAAGCUGCAAAGGGAUCAAAAAAAUAUCUUGCUUUGCACUUAAGAUUUGAAAUAGAUAUGGUGGCAUAUUCCUUGUGUGAGUUUGGAGGAGGCGAAAAUGAGAGAAAGGAACUUCAAGCCUACAGAGAAAGACAUUUCCCUCUCUUUCUUGAGCGCUUGAAGAAUUCGACCUCUAUUUCUCCAAUGAAUUUGAGAAAAAAGGGAAGAUGUCCAUUGACACCAGAAGAAGCAGCACUUGUUCUAGCAGGUUUUGGUUUCAAACAAGAAACUUACAUUUACUUGGCUGGUUCUCAUAUCUAUGGGGGAAACUCAAGAAUGGAGGCCUUCAAUAGACUCUAUCCCAAUGUAGUCACAAAGGAAAACCUGCUUACAACCACAGAACUAGCACCUUUCAGAAAUUUUUCAUCUCAGAUGGCUGCUUUGGAUUUCAUUGCAUGUGCAAGUGCUGAUGUAUUUGCCAUGACUGAUUCUGGUAGCCAACUUUCAUCAUUGGUAUCUGGAUUAAGAACCUACUAUGGUGGCGGUCAUGCUCCUACCUUGCGGCCGAACAAGACACGGCUAGCUACAAUUUUGACUGAAAAUGACACCAUAGGAUGGAAUCGUUUCGAAGUAAGAGUAAAAAAGAUGAUUCUGGAAGGUCAGAAUGCAGCCAUAAGGAGUUAUGGACGAAGUAUAUAUAGAUAUCCUAGGUGUCCAGAGUGCAUGUGCAAACACCCUUAGUUAACAUAAACACUUUGUUAAUAAAUAACACAUUUUGAGAUUGAAAUUCAUUAA
Molecule: messenger RNA, 2444 nt
Organism: Trifolium pratense (red clover)
Lineage: Eukaryota; Viridiplantae; Streptophyta; Magnoliopsida; Fabales; Fabaceae
Product: O-fucosyltransferase 8
Exons: 10
Coding region: 543-2390 (615 amino acids)
Source: RefSeq, a predicted model, not a curated record